This is a messenger RNA of Boeremia exigua, 528 nucleotides long. RefSeq names its product mitochondrial outer membrane translocase complex, subunit Tom20 domain-containing protein. Gene Ontology annotation, biological process: protein import into mitochondrial matrix; tRNA import into mitochondrion; protein targeting. The transcript has 3 exons. The record is from RefSeq and is a predicted model, not a curated record. Gene Ontology annotation, cellular component: mitochondrial outer membrane translocase complex; mitochondrial outer membrane. NCBI's taxonomy places the organism in Eukaryota, Fungi, Ascomycota, Dothideomycetes, Pleosporales, Didymellaceae. The coding region runs from base 1 to 528 and encodes 175 amino acids. Gene Ontology annotation, molecular function: transmembrane protein transporter activity.
AUGUCCCAGCAGAGCUCGCUCAAAACAUCGACCGUCGUCGCGCUCGGCGUCGGCACCGUCGUCGCCGGCCUGCUCGCGUACGCCGCCUACUUCGACAACAAGCGCCGCAACGACCCCGAGUUCCGCAAGGCCCUGAAGAAGGAGAGCAAGCGCACCCAGCGCCAAGCCAAGGAGGACGCCGCCCACCAGGGCGCCGCCCAGAAGCAGGCCAUCCGCGAGGCCGUGGCGCUGGCCAACGAGGAGGGCUUCCCCAAGGACCCCGAGGAGGUCGAGGCCUACUUCAUGCAGGAGGUGGCCCAGGGCGAGGGCCUGGUGCAGAAGGGCGCCGACAACGUCGAGGCCGCGCUGUGCUUCUACCGCGCGCUCAAGGUCUACCCCAACCCGCGCGAGCUGAUCAACAUCUACGACAAGACGGUGCCCAAGCCCGUCCUCGACAUCCUCGCCGAAAUGAUCGCCGUCGACACAUCCAUCCCCGUCGGCGACAGCAAGACGCCGUCCGAGUCGGGGUCUGCCGGCGACCUCGAGUAG